AUGGACGGCGACGGUGGCAGUGCCCCAUCCGGCAAGGUGGGCUGUCCUGCUUGUGAUGGUGACGACGGCUACUGCGGAUCCAACGCCCCGUUUGGAUCCGUCGCGGGGAGGCCUUUCGCCGACCGGCGGCGCGUGGAGGGACCGCCCAAUGAAGGUGUUGCUGUUGGCUGUGGGUGGCAAGCAUUGGUAGCAUACAUCAACAUUGGAUGCUAUUACUUCAUCGGCGUACCCCUUGGCGCGCUCCUGGGCUUCAAGUUUGACUAUGGAAUCAAGGGGUUGUGGGGAGGCAUGAUUGGAGGCACGCUCAUCCAAACAAUUAUCCUAUUGUGGAUCACAUUCAGAACUGAUUGGGAAAAGGAGGUCGAGGAGGCGAGGAGAAGACUGGACAAGUGGGACGACGCAAAGCAGCCGCUUCUCGCUAACGUGCAGCGAUGAUGCCCGAAGAAGAUUAACGUUUAUGCUGCUGCAAGUUCGGCAGAUUGAUCCACUCACCAACUUAUGUUCGGCAUUAUCUCAGUUUUUUUAGGAAAUGUUGAGCAUCGUCCUUGUCGUCUCCCGCUGCUAGCUGAAUUUUUUUGUUCAAUCAAGUUUACAAUGAGAUGGUGCUCCUUCAGGAUUCA
This is a messenger RNA of Triticum urartu, 620 nucleotides long. The record is from RefSeq and is a predicted model, not a curated record. Lineage: Eukaryota; Viridiplantae; Streptophyta; Magnoliopsida; Poales; Poaceae.